Molecule: messenger RNA, 4625 nt
Organism: Ipomoea triloba (trilobed morning glory)
Lineage: Eukaryota; Viridiplantae; Streptophyta; Magnoliopsida; Solanales; Convolvulaceae
Exons: 22
Coding region: 1-4488 (1495 amino acids)
Biological process (GO): protein phosphorylation
Molecular function (GO): ATP binding; protein kinase activity
Source: RefSeq, a predicted model, not a curated record
AUGGCCAUGGGUUUCCAGAAAUGGCUGGUUUUCGUAUGCCUUUUUUCUUGUAUCAUCCUGUUAGCAAUAGCACAGCCCGAGCUAGUCUACUCGAAAUGCGGGGAAAGCGGAAAUUACACACAAAACAGCAUAUACCAGAGCAACCUUAACACAGUUCUUUCGUCCCUCUCGUCUAACCUCAACCAAUAUGGAUUCUCCAAUGUUUCCAUGGGCGAAAAUCCCGACAGGGUGAGCGCCCCCAAAUUAUAUCGUGGACCAACUGCGCUGUGCCGAGGCGACGUUGAGCCGGACAUAUGUCACAGUUGCGUUGAGGAUGCAGGUCGGAAGAUGGUACAAUCGUGUCCCAAUCAGACGGAGGCAUUUGGAUGGUACGACGAGUGCAUGAUCUAUUACUCCAACGUUUCCACCCUGGGUUCCUGGACGAGGUUUCCUGAGAUAUACUUGCGGAAUGUAGAGAAUUCCUCGAGCACAGAACAGUUCAAUAAAGAUUUACAGGAAUUGCUGGAGAGUCUACGGGACCGUGCUGCAAAUGGUUUCCCCCCCUUACGGAAAUUUGCGGCGGGGAAUACAUCUGGACCGGCCUUCCAGACCAUAUAUGCAGCUGUGCAGUGCUCCCCUGACUUGUCUGCUCAAGCUUGCUCUGAUUGCUUGGUUUCUGCUUUUGCUGAUUUAGCUAGAUGUGACCAAUGCACUGGCAAAAUAGGAGGGGGAGUUGUAAGGCCUAGCUGCAAUUUUCGCUUUAAGACUCAACGUUUCUUCAAUUAUACUUCGAUUAUUGGACCUCCACCAACCCCAGCCCCAGAAAAAAAGGACAAGGACAACGACAUAGUUUCAACUGUAAUUAUUGUAAUUCCGCUUGUCGUAAUUAUAAUUAUUCUUACUCUAUGCAUUUGGAUAAUUGUCUUGAAGAAAAGGCACAGAAGGGAGCCGGAGGACAUGGAGGAUGAAAUUAGUACCGUGGAUGACAUUAGUACUGUGGAGUCCCUACAAUACAACUUUGGUACUAUAAGAACAGCUACAAACAAUUUCUCCAAUUGUAACAAACUUGGACAAGGUGGAUUUGGUCCUGUUUAUAAAGGAGAACUCCCAAACGGACAAGAAAUAGCAGUAAAAAGGCUUUCUGCUAAUUCAGGACAAGGUGAUCUAGAAUUUAAAAAUGAGGUCCUUUUGGUAGCCAAGCUUCAACAUAAAAAUUUGGUUAGGCUGCUUGGGUUCUGCUUGGAAGGGAGAGAAAGGCUUCUUGUAUAUAAAUUUGUUCCUAAUGCUAGCCUUGACCACACUUUAUUUGAUCCUGUUAAAAGAGAAAAUUUUGAUUGGAAGACACGUUAUAAAAUCAUAAGCGGCAUUUCCAGAGGUCUUCUUUAUCUUCAUGAAGACUCCCGCCUUCGUAUUAUUUAUCGUGAUCUCAAAGCAAGCAAUGUUCUACGAGACGCAGGGAUGAACCCAAAGAUCUCAGACUUUGGCAUGGCAAGAUUGUUUGAAUUUGAUGAGAGCGAAGGCAAUACAAGCAAAAUUGUGGGAACUUAUGGAUAUAUGGUACCGGAGUAUGUAAUGCACGGUCAAUUUUCAGUUAAAUCAGAUGUUUUCAGUUUUGGGGUGUUAGUCCUGGAAAUUGUAAGUGGACAAAAGAAUAACUGUUUCAAAAACGGAGAAUCUGUCCAAGACCUUCUGAGCUAUGCUUGGAGACAGUGGCGGGAAGGGACAGCAUUGAAUCUGGUAGAUCCCUUUCUUCGAGGCAAUUCAGGUUCAUCAGUGCGUGAAAUUGUGAGAUGCAUACACAUAGCAUUGCUUUGUGUUCAAGAAAAUGUUGGAGACAGGCCAACAAUGUCCACAAUUCUUCUAAUGCUUAGUAGUUCUUCUCUGAGUCUUCCACUGCCAUCUGCCCCCGCAUUCUUCAUGCACACUACUAUCAAUCCUGAGGCUCCGCUGCUGCUUAAUGAAACUACUUAUUCAUCGCAAAAUGAGGCUUGGAGACAGUGGCGGGAAGGGACAGCAUUGAAUCUGGUAGAUCCGUUUGUUCGAGGCAAUUCAGGUUCAGUGCCUGAAAUGAUGAGAUGCAUACACAUGGCAUUGCUGUGUGUUCAAGAAAAUGUUGCAGACAGACCAACAAUGUCCACAGUUGUUCUCGUACUAAGUAGUUCUUCUCUGAGUCUCCCAAUGCCAUCCGCGCCAGCAUUCUUCAUGCACAGUGCUAUCAGCCCUGAGGCUCCCCUGCUGCGUAAUGAAGCUGCUUAUUCAUCGCAAAAUGAGGCCUCCAUUACUGAAAUGGAUUUCCAGAAAUGGCUUGUUUUCCUAUACAUUUCUAGUAUCGCCCUGUUAGCAGCCGCACAGCCUAAGCUCCGGUACUCGUUAUGCAACCAAACCGGAAACUACGAACACAACAGCAUCUACCACCACAACCUUAACACACUUCUUUCCUCAAUCUCGUCUAAACUCAACGAACAUGGAUUCUACAACGCUUCCACAGGCCAAAAUCCCGACAGGGCGAGCGUCACCGCCCUGUGCAGAGGCGACGUCGAGCCCGAAAAAUGUCGCAGCUGUGUCGAUAACGCAGCUAGGAAGAUGGUAAAAGUUUGUCCCAAUGAGAAGGGGGCAUUCGGAGGGUACGAGGAGUGCAUGAUUCGAUACUCGAAUGAAUCCACCGUAGCAGGUUCCUGGUCAAGGUUUCCUCAGCUCUACUUCUACAUUGAUUCGUUGAAUAAUGGAUCGAUAAAUUCCUCGAGCCAAGACCGGUUUGAUGAAGAUUUAAGGAAGUUGUUGGAUGGUCUGCGAGACCGUGCUGCAAAUGGCGGCGAUUUUCUGAAGUUUGCAGGCGACAAUGCGACCGGACCGGAGUUGCAGACUAUUUAUGCGGUUGUGCAGUGCUCCCCUGAGUUGUCUGCUAAGGAUUGCUCUGAUUGCUUGACUUCUGCUUUCGGAGAUUUAAGUAAAUGUCCCUGCCAUGGCAAGAGACGGGGCGGAAUCAUAAGGCCAAGCUGCAAUUUUCGCUACGAGAAUUAUAGCUUCUUCGAUUAUAACAAGGUUAUGAUUGAAGCUACGCCACCGAGAUCAGUGAUAUCGAUUGCUCUACCACCAAAUUCAAGGGACUUUCCGGUUGCACACAACUAUUUAAAUAAGUACUCCAUAAUUGAAUCAGAACUUGAUUUUGCUGUCUUUAAAGCUCUACCACCAAAUUCAGUGAUAGCUCAACCACCAAAAUCAGUGAUUAAAGCUCUACCGCCAAAAUCAGUAAUUGAAGCUUCUCCACCAAAAAAUUCAGUGAUUGGAGUUAUGGAACCUGAUGAUCCGGGUCCGAGACCAUUAUUAGGAGAAAGUAACAAGAAUAUAAUUCGAAUUGUCAUUAUUAUUGUUGUUGCUGUAUUUAUCAUCCUUACUAUCUGCGUCAGCAUUCUUGUCUUGAGAAAAAGGCAAAAGAGGAAGCAGAAGAACGAUAAUGAUUCUGUGGAUGAAGUAACUGUUGUGGAGUUCCUAAAAUACGACUUUGGUACCAUAAAAAAAGCUACAAAUAAUUUCUCGGACUCUAACAGAAUCGGACAAGGUGGAUUUGGUCCUGUUUACAAGGGAAAACUAAAUGGGCACGAUGUGGCAGUGAAAAGGCUUUCUCGUAAUUCAGGGCAAGGUGAUCGAGAAUUCAGAAAUGAAGUCAUUUUGGUAGGCCAGCUUCAACAUAGAAAUUUGGUGAGGCUGCUUGGGUUUUCCUUGAACAAAAGAGAAAGGCUCCUUGUAUAUGAAUUUGUUCCCAAUGCCAGUCUUGACUAUUUCUUAUUUGAUCCAGUCAAGAGAGCACUUUUGGACUGGAAUACUCGCUAUAAAAUCAUAAGUGGCAUUUCCAAGGGACUUCUAUAUCUCCAUGAGGACUCUAACAUUCGUAUCAUUCACCGUGACCUAAAACCCAGUAACGUUCUAUUGAAUACGGAGAUGAACCCAAAAAUUUCAGACUUCGGCAUGGCAAGACUAUAUGACUUAGAUGAAAGCCAUUGCAGUACAAGCAGAAUUGUGGGAACUUACGGAUACAUGGCACCCGAGUAUGCAUUUCACGGUCAAUUUUCAGUUAAAUCUGAUACCUUUAGUUUCGGAGUUUUAGUCCUGGAAAUUAUAAGCGGACAGAAAAGUAACUGCUUCAGAAAUGGGAGAUCUGAACAAGACCUUCUGAGCAAUGCUUGGGCACAGUGGCGGGAAGGGACAGCACUGAAUCUGGUAGAUCCUAUUCUGAGAGGAAAUUCAUCAUCAGGUUCAGUGCAAGAAAUGAUGAAAUGCAUACAUAUGGCGUUGCUUUGUGUUCAAGAAAACGUUGGAGACAGGCCAACAAUGUCCACAGUUGUUCUCAUGCUUAGUGGUUCUUCUCUGAGUCUUCCAUUGCCUUCCGCUCCGCCAUUUUUCAUGCAUAGCUCAAUCACUCCCGAGGUUUCGCCGCAGCUUCCAGAACAGAACUCAACCAUGUUUGAAUCCUUAAAUGAAACCUCCAUUGCUGAUGCCUUUUUCCCCUGACGAUGAAAACAGUACAAUUUUUUCAUGUAUUGUUUCUGCCCCAUGCACGAUUGCUGAUGAGACUGGAUCAUUAGUCUUUCUUCCCAAACUUCAUGACCUGAAUUGUCUAUGCAGGCUAGCAAACAAUAUUCUACUCA